AUCUCUGGGCCCCAAGAGCCAUGGCCUGUGUCAUUCUCUUAAAGUUCCUCCUGCUUCUGGCCCUCGAAGCCACCUUGCAAAGCCACCACCUUGGCCCCACCUCUCACCUGCGCUAUUCCAGGUUUCUAGAUCCUUCCAGCGUCCUUUUCUUGCGCUGGGACUUUGACCUCGAUGCUGAGGUCAUCGUUUUUGAGCUCCAGGUGCGAACAGCUGGCUGGGUUGGUGUGGGCAUCACAAAUCGCUACACGACUGUGGGAGGUGAUCUGGUCGUCGGAGGGGUCCUGCCUGACGGCAAUGUUUAUUUCUCGGAUCAGCACCUGCUGGAUGAAGACACGCUAGUGGAGGACGGAAGCCAGGAUGCUGAGCUGCUGGGCCUGACGGAAGACGCCGCCUACACCACCAUGCGUUUUUCCAGGCCCUUCCGCUCCUGUGAUCCUCACGACCAGGACAUUACGAGUGACACAAUGCGAGUCCUCGCUGCCUAUGGCCUGGAUGACACCCUGAAGCUUAGGCGUGAGCAGACCUUUGUCAAGUCCAUCUUCCUGCUACAAAUAUUCCACCCUGAUGAUCUGGAGUUCCCUGCAGACACCAUGAUCCAUGACUUGGAGAUCACUGAUUUCCUCAUUCCAGAGGUCGACACCACCUAUGCUUGCACCUUUCUGCCUCUUCCAAUUGUCAGCGAGAAGCAUCACAUCUUCAAGUUUGAGCCCAAGCUGCUGGAGCACAACGAGACCAUGGUGCACCACAUCCUGGUGUACGCCUGCGGCAACGCCAGCGCCCUCCCCACCGGCAUCAGCGAGUGCUACGGCUUCGACCCCGCCUUCUCCCUCUGCUCACAGAUUAUCGUGGGCUGGGCUGUCGGGGGCCUCAGUUACCAGUUUCCAGAUGAGGUGGGCAUCUCCAUUGGGACCCCCUUGGACCCUCAAUGGAUCCGACUGGAAAUUCACUACAGCAACUUCCACAACCUACCUGGUGUGUACGACUCGUCGGGGAUUCGCCUGUACUACACUGCUCAGCUGCGCGAAUACGACAUGGGUGUCCUCCAACUGGGCGUCUUGACCUUCCCCAUCCACUUCCUGCCCCCGGGCGCGGAGUCCUUCAUGUCCUACGGGCUGUGUAAGACAGAGAAGUUUGAAGAGAUGAACGGGGCUCCAGUGGCGGAUAUGAAGGUAGUAAACUACCUGCUGCACACCCACCUGGCUGGGCGGGCGCUGAAGGCUGUGCAAUACAGAAGUGGAAGACAGCUCCGAACAAUCUGUAAAGAUGAUGCCUAUGACUUCAAUCUGCAGGAAAUUCGAGAUUUACCUCAUCUUGUGGAGAUCAAGCCGGGAGAUGAACUGCUGAUCGAAUGCAACUACCAGACCCUGGAUCGGGACUCCAUGACUUUUGGAGGUACGAGCACCCUUAAUGAGAUGUGCCUUGUCUUCCUCUUCUACUACCCCCGAAAUAACAUCUCUAGCUGUCUGGGGUACCCUGACAUCACCCACGUGGUCCAGGAGCUGGGGGAAGAGGCUGCAGUAAGCCCCAUGGAGAACCUGAUGGUCAUGGACAAUGUUGAGUGGACUCCAGAGAACAUUAAGAUAGCUGAGAAGGCCUGCAAGGAGGCCCAGCAGACAGUGAUGCUGAAGACGAUCGAUGAGUUGAUAGAAAACACAACAGGCUGGAUUCCUGACAUCAUCCCUACACUACGGGGCCCCUGUUCCGAGUCCACUGGAGGCAAAGUGGAGCCCCAGGACCAGACCCCUGCAGGAUUCCGGGCUGCAGCAGGGGCCCUCUCUAGCUCCAACACUGCUGCCCUGCGGAGCAUGCCCCUGGCUGCCCUCUUGCUCCUACAGGGGACCCUCCCCUGGCUCCUUGCCGUGCUGCAGACUGCAGUCUGAUUCUGUCUCUCCUUGAUACACACCCAGAACCCUCCCUUUCUUCAAAUCUUCCUCUUCCUUCCCACACAGAAACGACUCCCUACUUUGGCCCCAACUGUGUCCCCCAUCUGAGCCCCU
Molecule: messenger RNA, 1997 nt
Organism: Octodon degus (degu)
Lineage: Eukaryota; Metazoa; Chordata; Mammalia; Rodentia; Octodontidae
Product: putative DBH-like monooxygenase protein 2
Exons: 13
Coding region: 21-1880 (619 amino acids)
Biological process (GO): norepinephrine biosynthetic process; dopamine catabolic process; octopamine biosynthetic process
Cellular component (GO): secretory granule membrane
Molecular function (GO): copper ion binding; dopamine beta-monooxygenase activity
Source: RefSeq, a predicted model, not a curated record